UAACAGCCAGGCCCCGCCCCUCGAGAUGUCUAACGGCCAGGCCCCGCCCCUCGAGGCGCCCCAACGGCCAGGCCCCGCCCCCGCGUGCGUGCGCGGCCUCGCGGAGACGGGCGGGCGCCCGCGUCGUCAGAGGCUGAGGUGGCAGCGGCCUCGCCAACAUGGAGCUGCCAGAGAUGCCGGAGCUGAUGGGGCUGUCGCUGUUGCUCGGGCUGCUGGCCCUGAUGGCGACGGCGGCGGUAGCGCGGGGGUGGCUGCGCGCUGAGGAGCAGAGGUGCGGCCGGUCCGCCAGCCAAAAAGCAAAUGGAUUUCCACUUAGCAAAUCCUCGGCAUCCAAGAAACAGAAACAGCAUCAGCGGAUUCGCAAGGAGAAGCCUCAACACCACAACUUUACCCACCGCCUCCUGGCUGCAGCACUGAAGAGCCACAGCGGGAACAUAUCUUGCAUGGACUUUAGCAGCAAUGGCAAGUACCUGGCCACCUGUGCAGAUGACCGCACCAUCCGCAUCUGGAGCACCAAGGACUUCCUGCAGCGGGAGCACCGCAGCAUGAGAGCCAACGUGGAGCUGGACCAUGCCACCUUGGUGCGCUUCAGCCCUGACUGCAGAGCCUUCAUUGUCUGGCUGGCCAGUGGGGACACCCUCCGUGUCUUCAAGAUGACCAAGCGAGAGGAUGGGGGCUACACCUUCACAGCCACCCCAGAGGACUUCCCUAAAAAGCACAAGGCACCUGUCAUCAACAUUGCCAUUGCUGGCACAGGGAAGUUCAUCAUGACUGUCUCCAGUGACACCACUGUCCUCAUCUGGAAUCUGAAAGGUCAGGUGCUGUCUACCAUCAACACAAACCAGAUGAACAAUACGCAUGCUGCUAUUUCCCCUUGUAGCAGGUUUGUGGCGUCAUGUGGCUUCACCCCGGAUGUGAAAGUUUGGGAAGUCUGCUUUGGGAAGAAGGGGGACUUCCAGGAGGUAGUGCGAGCCUUUGAACUGAAGGGCCACUCUGCAGCUGUCCAGUCCUUCGCUUUCUCCAACGACUCCCGGAGGAUGGCCUCUGUCUCCAAGGACGGUACGUGGAAACUGUGGGACAUCGAUGUGGAAUACAAGAAGCAGCAGGACCCCUACUUGCUGAGGACAGGCCGCUUUGAAGAGGCGGGAACCAUGCUGUGCCGCCUGGCACUCUCCCCUGACGCCCAGGUCUUGGCCUUGGCCAGUGGCAGGAGUAUUCAUCUCUUCAAUACCCGGCGGGGUGAGAAGGAGGAAUGCUUUGAGCAGGUCCAUGGAGAGUGUAUCACUGACUUGUCCUUUGACAUCACUGGCCGGUUUCUGGCCUCCUGUGGGGACCGGGCCGUACGGCUCUUCCACAACACCCCUGGCCAUCGGGCCGUGAUGGAGGAAAUGCAGGGCCACCUGAAGCGGGCCUCCAAUGACAGCACCCGCCAGAGGCUGCAGCAGCAGCUGACCCAGGCCCAGGAGACCCUGAAGAGCCUGGGUGCCCUGAAGAAGUGAGGGGCGUGGCAGGAGGGGUCGGCCACCUGUUCCCCAGCUGCUGCCACUUUUCUUUCCCAGGUACUCCCAGCUGGAAACCUUUUGAAAGGAGUCUCCUGAUUUUCUUAUUGGUGGCCCCUCUCCUCUUUUUCCCAUUGAAGCUAUUCUUGCCGACUUAGAUCUCUCUCUCUUCUUCUUGGUUGUGGUUCCUCCCAGACUACUGACCAAGGUGCUGCUUUUUCUCCCGGGCCCAAGGGAUGGAAUCUGUCCUCACCCAGCACCCAAGAGAGUGGUAGAGAGAAGGGAGAAAAUACAGUUUUCAACCUUGUGGGCAACAUACCUUGAUACCCAGAAAAGUUUGUAAGUGUGGAGGCAAAACAUAGAGAACACCUAGGUACUAAGCAGCACUUGUACAAGGGUGGGAGGUUGGCAUACCUUCCCGUACAGAACUGUGCUCGGGGCUCAGGGCAAGGCUGGUCUUAAUUUAGUCAGGGCUCCUAACUCCGCCAAAAAGUAAGUAAGGGAUGUCAUUCUUGGCCUCAGUUUUCUUAUUUGUAAAAUGGAGAAUAAGCCUCUCUGUGACCUCCCUGCAAAGAUGUGAGGCCAAGAGAGCAUAAAGUCCCUUGGCUUGGGAGAAAAGUGGAAAAGAGUAGUGAUAUUGUCCACUGUCAUUAACUACCAGGUGAAAGUAGGAAUCAGUGUGGUUCGAAACCAAACUAGAAAGAAAGAAACACAUUCCUUGGGAAGGUGAAGUUUUCUGCGACUGGGUCUUACUUUUUAUAUGGUUCUGCUUUAAAUUGUGUGGAGGAAUUAUAGAAUCCCAAGAUGGGGCUCCUGUCUUCCAGGAGGUUCUUUCGUGUUUUUUUUAAUAUUUUUUCUCACUGACUGUCCCUGUGCAGGUUCUUUCGUUUUUGAGGAGACCUGUUUUCAGUUCAUCAGGUAGUUGAGUGCCUACUGUGUGCCCAGCAAGGCACCAGGCCCUGGAGAUAAACACGAGUAAGACCUGGUUUCUGCCCUCAGAGAUGGCUGGUGGAAGAGAGAUAUCCAGACACGUCUGUCAAGUGCCUUUUGUUAAUUUGUUCAUAGCCACAGUAGACUGUUGUAAAAGUCAAGGCAAGAGAGAGGACUGAAUAAGGACAAAGGCCGUGGCUGUGAAGUUGAAGGGGUAGAUCUGAUAAAAGAGUAGGUAUUUAGAAGUUAGAACUUUUGAAUUUGAGGACUUCUUGGAUGUGGGAGGUAAGAGAAAUGAAGAAUCUAGAAAGACUCGAGUCUAGGCAAAAUUUGUUCAUCUGAAAUCAAAGUCUGGGUCUCUCUCACUAAAACUAGGUCUUCCUCUGGUUGUCCCCAACCUAUAAACGUUUGCAUAAGCCACAACCUUGGAGUUACCCUCCAUUGCUCUCCGUCCCACCACCACUGCUGCCAUCCACUCAUCAGAACAUUCUUUUGGUCACGCUCCAUGUUACCUCUCGAGUCUGCUGCUUCUCUCCAUAGUCUCUGUUAGUAUCCUGGUCCUAGCCAGUGUCACCUACUGGACUACUAUAAUAUCACUUCCUAAUUGGUCUCUCUCCUUUCUCUGUUGCCUCAUUAAAUUACUUUUCUACCUA
This is a messenger RNA of Lemur catta (Ring-tailed lemur), 3082 nucleotides long. RefSeq names its product transducin beta like 2 (gene TBL2). Bases 159 to 1499 code for a protein of 446 amino acids. NCBI's taxonomy places the organism in Eukaryota, Metazoa, Chordata, Mammalia, Primates, Lemuridae. Gene Ontology annotation, molecular function: protein binding. The transcript has 7 exons. Gene Ontology annotation, biological process: endoplasmic reticulum unfolded protein response. The record is from RefSeq and is a predicted model, not a curated record. Gene Ontology annotation, cellular component: endoplasmic reticulum.